ACGACAACGUAAAAGUUUAUAUUUAUUUAUAAAUUUCGAUCUAUUCACACUAAUCUAGAGUUUAGAUGUACAUUACAUCUAGAUUAGAUUCUAGAUUAGUUUGUUUUAAUAUCACCAAAUGGUUUUGAAUGAUUUGACCAUUAGUGCCUCAUACUAAAUGAUAAUCUCUUAGUUACAGUUAACUUAAGUCUUAAGUUUUUAAAUUUUAAUUAAAAAAAAAAGGCUGGAAUUUGGAUAGAAAUCUUAAUCUUUCAAACUUUCAGUCUCAGUCUAGAACCUAGAUUUUUCUUAAUUAACUAGUCACUAGAUCUAAUCUAGAUCUAGAUCAUUAUACUAGACUACCAGUAAAGUAAUAGGUAUCUAGGUCUAGUUAGACUUUAAGUCUUUAUAAAAAUGAUGCAAGUUACAGAUUUUCAAAAAAUUGGUGUUGGCCUUGCAGGCUUUGGAAUAGCAUUUCUCUUUCUUGGAAUGUUGCUGUUCUUUGAUAAAGGAUUAUUAGCCAUUGGUAAUAUACUGUUUAUUAGUGGAUUGGCUUUUGUUAUUGGAUUAGAAAGGACGUUUCGCUUCUUUUUCCAAAAACAUAAACUGAAAGCCACAGGCUUUUUUGUUGGAGGAAUGUUGAUAGUGUUGUUUGGUUGGCCUAUAUGCGGUAUGUGUGUGGAGUUAUAUGGAUUCUUUUUACUCUUUAGUGGAUUUUUCCCUGUUGCAAUCAAUUUCUUGAGGAGAGUUCCGGUUGUUGGAAGCAUUUUAAAUCUCCCUGGCAUUCGCUCAAUUGCAGAUAGAAUCGGAGAAUCCAGCUCCAUGGACAGUGUCUAAGACUCAAGACUUGAUCCGAUAUUUGCAUUCUCUUUUGUUCAACACAUUUCAUUCUUGUCAAUAAAACUUGAAUGUUUCUGCCAACAACA
This is a messenger RNA of Biomphalaria glabrata, 905 nucleotides long. RefSeq names its product vesicle transport protein GOT1B-like. The record is from RefSeq and is a predicted model, not a curated record. The coding region runs from base 394 to 816 and encodes 140 amino acids. The transcript is spliced from 6 exons. Gene Ontology annotation, cellular component: endoplasmic reticulum; membrane. Gene Ontology annotation, biological process: retrograde transport, endosome to Golgi; endoplasmic reticulum to Golgi vesicle-mediated transport. NCBI's taxonomy places the organism in Eukaryota, Metazoa, Mollusca, Gastropoda, Planorbidae.